AUGUCUACAGCUGCGCGCCGCCGCUUGAUGCGAGACUUCAAGCGCAUGCAAACCGACCCUCCCGCCGGUGUCUCUGCGUCUCCCGUCCCUGACAAUGUCAUGACUUGGAACGCCGUCAUCAUCGGCCCCGCCGACACCCCCUUCGAGGACGGCACCUUUCGACUGGUGAUGCAGUUCGAGGAGCAGUAUCCGAACAAGCCCCCGCAGGUCAAGUUCAUCAGCGAGAUGUUCCACCCAAACGUUUACGCCACCGGAGAGCUUUGCCUGGAUAUCCUGCAAAACCGAUGGAGUCCCACGUACGAUGUCGCCGCUGUUCUGACCAGCAUUCAGAGUCUUCUCAACGACCCCAAUACCGGCUCGCCCGCAAACGUCGAGGCUUCCAAUCUGUACAAGGACAACAGGAAGGAGUAUACCAAGCGUGUCAGAGAGACGGUCGAGAAGAGCUGGGAGGACUAA
Fusarium keratoplasticum is the source of this 456-nucleotide messenger RNA. RefSeq lists its product as uncharacterized. Gene Ontology annotation, molecular function: ubiquitin conjugating enzyme activity. Gene Ontology annotation, cellular component: HULC complex. NCBI's taxonomy places the organism in Eukaryota, Fungi, Ascomycota, Sordariomycetes, Hypocreales, Nectriaceae. The transcript has 4 exons. The coding region runs from base 1 to 456 and encodes 151 amino acids. Gene Ontology annotation, biological process: protein polyubiquitination; DNA repair; proteasome-mediated ubiquitin-dependent protein catabolic process. The record is from RefSeq and is a predicted model, not a curated record.